Tachyglossus aculeatus (Australian echidna) is the source of this 1477-nucleotide messenger RNA. It is a transcript of the gene C5H8orf58, whose product is annotated as chromosome 5 C8orf58 homolog. Lineage: Eukaryota; Metazoa; Chordata; Mammalia; Monotremata; Tachyglossidae. The transcript has 7 exons. The record is from RefSeq and is a predicted model, not a curated record. Bases 54 to 1130 code for a protein of 358 amino acids.
UGCUCUCCAGCCACCGGCCCACCGGGCUCCUGGGCCUGGGCCCAACAGUAGCCAUGCUGGGGAGGCGACGUGUCUUCACGGUGGAGGCGAUCAGGACUCGGGAGUGCAGCGAGGAGCCUUCAUGGAGCUGCGUGGUGCCGGGGGCCGUCAGCAUCUACCGGCGGCUGGAAGGAGACAUCCCUGAGCCCCCAGAGCCUCUGGAGCCUCUGCGGGGGUCCGGCCUGCUGAGGAUCCUGCGGAGGCAGGUGCCCCUUCUCAAGCUGGCCUCGCGGGACUCCGGGGUGGAGAUGGCGGUGGAGGAGAGACUUCCAGUCACCCCACCCAGCUUUUCUCUGGACUCCCUGGAUUUCCAGUCUGGGGGGAGCCCAGGACCCCAGGCGUCAGAGCCCACCUCCGAACUGGGCCUGCUCCUCACCAGCUGCAAGGUGGAGCGAUCCCGCCGCUCCCCCGCCACCCUGCCCCGUCUCCGUCGGGCUGGGAGGGAGCCCGGGAACACCUUGGAGCUGCCCGGAAGCCCCCACCCGGGCAGCUUUUUGGCAGAACCCAGCCUAGGGCCUGGCUCGGAGGCGAAAGAGGUGGGGGCUGAGGCCUGGGCCUGUCUCCCGGGCCAGGGCCUUCGCUAUCUGGAGCAUCUCUGCCUCGUCCUGGAACGGAUGGCCCUUCUGCAGCAUCUCAACUUGCAGCCGCGCGUGGGCCCGAGUAAGCCAGAAGAAGAGGAGGAAGAGGAGGUGGACCCAUCUGGAGCCCCCUCCCUUCAUCCCUCCCGCCCCCGGGCCCGCUCCGUGCUGGGUGCUCCGAAGUCAGGGCCAACCUUACCAAGGAACCCAGCGGGGCGCAGUGCCAGCACCCCAAGUCUGCUGUCUGCCCCGGCCAGGACUGCCCCUUCCCUCUUGACCUCCCAGGGACAGAAAAGUGACUGCUCCCACUGGGACAAGGUCAAAGUCCUGCUCAACAGGAUCCGGCGGAGAGGCCCCCGGGCCUCUGAGUCCCCUCUCGCUCGAGGCUCUCCCGACCCCAGGUCGGACUCGCGGGAGUCUCCACCAGAUUCCCACCGCCGCCUGCCCCGGAGGACCUACCUGCCGGCUUUGGUGGUGAAGAAACACCGAGCAAAGAACCUUUCGGUCCACUGAGGCCAGACCACCUUCUCCUCUCUGAGAAGGCAGUGCCUCAGUACCACAGGGUGGAUCCUGGGUACUUGGGUCUAGGGAAUGCUGGCCAUUUCCCUGGCUUCUGGGGUAGUCACCCGCCCCUCUGGGGCUCCCCACCUCCAUGUGCAGGUCUGCAGGUCCCCCUCCCCUCCAGGCUGCCCACCCGGCCACGGUGGGCCCAGCUGAGGGACCACCGGGGCUCCUCUUUCAAGUGCCAGAUCGCCCCGAAUUCACUUAUUUAUCAGGCUUCCACGGGCACAUGUGGUGCUUCUUCCCGUCUGGGCCCCGCGGGUCACAAACGUAUAUUUAUACUGUAAUUAUACGGUGUU